AUGGCUACCCAUCAGGCUCUCGUGCUCCAUUCACGCGACAAGCAACUUGCCCUCGAAACUGUGCCCCGUCCGGUAGCUAAGGCAGGCGAAGCAGUGGUGCAAAUCUUAGCUGCUGACAUCGUUCCUUAUAUGGCAGAAGUAUUGAACGGCUCUCGUCCUUAUCCACUAUGCCUACCUAUGACGCCCGGAAAUACCGCCAUUGGGAGAGUUUUUGAGGUUGGCCCGGACGCUGUUCGUCUCACUGUAGGUCAACUUGUGUUCUGUGACAUCAAAAUUCGCGGCCGCGAUGACCCAUCAGUCACCAUACUAUAUGGGAUUCAUGGAGGAGGAUAUCCGGCCGCGCAGAAACUCAUGGAGGGCGAGUGGCGGAACGCAACAUAUGCGGAAUAUACGCGUUUUCCCCUUGAAAACCUGUAUCCACUGAAUGAGAACCUUCUUUUUGGGCAAAUGGGAUACACUAUCUCUGAUUUGUGUCUCUUCCCCGCUCUGCUAGUCCCAUUCGGUGGUUUAUCCGAGGUUGACGUGAAAUCCGGCGAAGUCGUGAUUGUAGCACCGGCAACUGGUCGAUAUGGCGGUGCUGCUGUUGCCGUGGCACUUUCAAUGGGAGCUACAGUUAUUGCCGCUGGCCGUAACUCCGUCGCCCUUGAAAAUCUCGAAGCCAUACACGCUGCUACAGGUAGACUUCGGACUGUGGUUCUCACAGAGGACCCCGCACGAAAUACAGAGAUGUUUAAAGCUGCAGUAGGAAGGCCAACAGGUGCAGAUGUAUACCUUGACUUUUCACCACCCGCUAUGCAAAGUGGCUCGCUGCUGUGUGCUGGCAUUGGAGCCUUGCGUUCUUUCGGCAGGUGCAUCAUCAUGGGAGGUAAUUCGGGGAAAAUUGAGGUGCCAUAUCUAGAUAUCAUGUUCAAGAGCAUCCGGCUACAGGGCCGGUUCAUGUAUUCAAGACACCACAUACUGCAACUCAUACAAAUGGUGGAAUCUGGUCUAGUUCUCUUAGGGGCGAAGGGCGGAGUCCACUGCAAACAGGAAUUCGGUCUAGAAUCAAUUGAUGAUGCGUUUGAAGCGGCAGGGAGAUUAACUGGUUGGGGGGCACAUGUUGUCUUGAGGCCAUGCUCAAGGUAA
Messenger RNA from Penicillium soppii, 1125 nucleotides. RefSeq names its product putative isopropanol dehydrogenase. The transcript has a single exon. NCBI's taxonomy places the organism in Eukaryota, Fungi, Ascomycota, Eurotiomycetes, Eurotiales, Aspergillaceae. Gene Ontology annotation, molecular function: oxidoreductase activity. The record is from RefSeq and is a predicted model, not a curated record. Gene Ontology annotation, cellular component: mitochondrion. The coding region runs from base 1 to 1125 and encodes 374 amino acids.